AUGGAUGUGCUAGAGGUCCACCAAGCGGCAUGGGAAGCGAAAGCUGGAAGUGCUUUGCUACGCCACCGGGUGAGGCAGGAGGAGGAGGAGGAGGAGGAUGUGCUCAGUGCUUUCAAUGAGAAGCUCUGCACAUGUCAGCUUUCGUCUGCUACGGAUGGGAUGAGACGCAGGCGUUAUUUCUUGGAUGAUUUUCAAUAUGCGUUGAAGGUUUCCAGUGGUUUUCACAACCGGCUCAUUGCCCCAUCGUUCCUAGACAAGGAGCGACUGCGCGAGGGAGCAAUUUGUGCCUAUGGAUUUGCUACGGCGCUGGAAUACACCCGAGCAGCCGCCGCCGCCGCCGCCGCGGGAGGGUUCCCCUCCUCGCCGCACCCCGGAGGGGUCGUGCACGGCGGCGGAGCGCCCGUCCACAUCCCGGCGGCCGGAGGCAGUAAACCGGUGCUGCAGUGCCGCGUCCUCCUCCUAGACGGGACCGAAGUCAGCGUGGAGCUGCCGAAAAAUGCAAAGGGACAGGAGUUGUUUGACCAGAUUGUAUAUCAUUUGGACCUUGUGGAAACCGAUUACUUUGGCCUACAAUUCAUGGAUGCUUCCCAGGUUACACACUGGUUGGACCAUUCAAAAUUCAUUAAGAAGCAAAUAAAAAUUGGACCUCCGUACACGUUGCAUUUUCGAAUUAAGUACUAUUCAUCAGAACCGAACAACCUUCAUGAGGAGUUUACAAGGUACCUGUUUGUAUUACAGCUCCGGCAAGACAUUCUUUCAGGGAAACUGAAAUGCCCGUAUGAAACUGCUGUUGAACUAGCAGCUCUGUGUCUUCAAGCUGAGCUGGGAGAGUGUGAGCACCCAGAGCACACACCAGAACUCGUGUCUGAAUUCAGGUUUGCACCAAACCAGACCGAAACAAUGGAAUUUGACAUUUUUCAGAAGUGGAAAGAGUGCAGGGGAAAGAGCCCGGCGCAGGCUGAAUUGUGCUACUUGAACAAAGCUAAAUGGCUAGAAAUGUAUGGUGUAGAUAUGCACGUAGUUAAGGGAAGAGAUGGUUGUGAAUAUGCUCUUGGACUGACACCAACGGGCAUAUUGAUCUUUGAAGGAGCCAACAAAAUAGGCUUAUUCUUUUGGCCUAAAAUCACAAAAAUGGACUUUAAAAAGAGCAAACUAACGCUUGUGGUUGUGGAAGAUGAUGAACAGGGCAGAGAGCAAGAGCACACAUUUGUUUUCCGGUUAGACAGUGCCAAAACGUGCAAACACUUGUGGAAGUGUGCAGUGGAGCACCAUGCUUUCUUCAGAUUGCGAGCCCCAGCAAAUAGUAAAUCUAGUAGAUCCGACUUCAUAAGGCUGGGAUCACGCUUCAGAUUCAGUGGGCGGACAGAGUAUCAAGCAACACAUGGGACAAGAUUACGCAGGACUAGUACAUUUGAAAGAAGGCCCAGCAAGCGAUAUCCUUCUCGAAGGCAUUCCACUUUUAAGGCAAACAAUCCUGUGAAAGCAGCACAGCUGUGUGCUAAAAAUACUCCUGAAGUCCAUAACUACCAGCCACAGUAUCAUCCAAAUAUACAUCCUGCUCAGCCACACUGGCAUCCACAUACACCUGUGAAUGUAAGCUAUCCCUUGAACAACAGUGAUCUGCAUCAGUUCAACAUUGAAGAGAAUGGUGGAGCACCAUAUACCACAAAAAUGCCUGCAAGGCACCACCACCACCACCGUCACCACCACCACCAUGCGAAUUUUGGUGCCCUCACUCCGGACAGCAAAGACAUUGUUUCUGGAGUUCCGAACCCAAACAAACUGAGCUCAGGACUUCCCCUUCUUUAUGAUGAAACUUCUCAUCUGAAGAAAAUAGAAACGGAGAGUGUGAAGGUGGUUGGACCGUGGCCAGCCCUGCACGUCAGCAUGAACAAGGUUGAAGACAAGAAAGUAUCUGAAAAGACUCUUCAUGCCCCUGUGUCACCUUCAUCUGUACCUGACCAUAUGAAGUGCAAUAUCCUUAAAGCUCAAGUGGAAGCUGCUUUUAGAGUAGGCGCCCAGGCUGUGAAAGAAGAGACCUCUUUUGUAAAUCCCAGUAAGACCUCCAGCCUGCAGGACCCUAAUGUAAGAAGUCCAGCUCCAGUGCGACCUGAAACUACGCCAUCAACUGGCCCUACAGAAAAGCAAGAGAUUAAAGUUUCUCGUGUGAGGAAGUUAACGAGGCAGUACAGUUUUGAUGAAGAUGACCUUCCUCCAGCACUGGCAGCAGCAGCGGCGGCAUCAACACCUGUGUCUUCAGCAUCUCCCGGGUCACAGAAAACGUGCACGCCACAGACGUCGGAAGGACAAACACAGGUUUCACCUGGUGGCAAGAGUUCUACAGAUGCUGGAAGUACAUUUGCUUUGGAGCCAGGUGACCUCCUGAUGGAUUUCACAGAGGCCACACCUAUGAUAAAGACAUUCCCUGCUGAUACAUCUAAUCCUUUUUUCGAUCCUUUUACAACAGUACCACAGUUUUCUGCAGAAUUUACAGACAGCAAAUUACAAUGCUGUGCGGUGCAGUCAUCUCCUAAGAUAACGCUGGUAACUCCAUCGCCCGUACUGAGAUCUUUGGCAGAGACUAUACCAACUCCAACGGUCCAGACAAUAUAUACGUCGCAUAAACCGAUUUCGCUGGCAGACAGCGCUGAGACUCUGAGGCGUGAACUUGAGAGAGAGAAAAUGAUGAAAAGACUCUUGAUGACAGAAUUAUGAAAUUCGCACUUCCGUCAGAUGGAGAAUGGAUUGGGGCCUUUCAUGUGCCUUCUGUCUGUUUACAUUCCUCUGCUUCUGUGUACUCAACAUAAUGCAUCGGGAAAAUGUGUGAUAUUCCUGGCUCGCCUGGAUUCACCACGGUUGGUUAAAAUUAGGUCUCGGCUAGACUUUAACUUGAAGGAGUUCCUUUAUUCGUUUGCUGCUGGGAAAUAAACCUUCAAUCCUUUAUCUCUCCUGAGAUUUUAUACUAUUAACACAAUUAAUUUCAGGUUUGGUUUUGGUAAAUCUAGGGCAAAAAGGAUCAGCAAGGAGCAUACUGAUUUCUAUUGGGAAACACUGUUCUGUACAUAUGUUAAUAAGUGCACAGAAAUUAAUGUUAUGCAGAAUAUUUUGAUAGUAACAUAGAAAAUAUGUCAUUUUGUACAACUGAAAAUUGCAAUGAGCUACUGCUAUUUGUUAAAGAACCAUUUUUAAAGCAGAAGAAUGAUUAUUACAUCCUAACCCCAGGACUGUUAGUCUCCACAGAAAAAUAAACAGCUGUCUUAUUAAAUUCCUAACCUUAACCUUCACUUCAGAGACAUAAAUAGCUGCAAGGGGGAAAGACACCCCACCAUACAGGUAUACGCACCCAA
This is a messenger RNA of Haliaeetus leucocephalus (bald eagle), 3347 nucleotides long. RefSeq names its product erythrocyte membrane protein band 4.1 like 4B (gene EPB41L4B). The coding region runs from base 1 to 2715 and encodes 904 amino acids. NCBI's taxonomy places the organism in Eukaryota, Metazoa, Chordata, Aves, Accipitriformes, Accipitridae. The record is from RefSeq and is a predicted model, not a curated record. Gene Ontology annotation, cellular component: cytoskeleton. Gene Ontology annotation, molecular function: cytoskeletal protein binding. The transcript is spliced from 29 exons.